CACCCAAGUAAUGCCUACCAAAUAAGAGCCCCACAUUUGUAAACAACAUUUAAAAUUUCCUCAACUUUGUCAUCAUCUCUUAUGAAUUUCAAACUGCCAUAAAACUUGCAAAUUUUUAAAUGGUUUGUGAAGGCGAAGUCAUAGAACAGCAGCCAGAGAAGGAUUCAGGAACCAGCACAGCUGAUGAAUGAAUCUCUUAGCAGAGGUGUAUUUAAGGGGUCUUUCGUAUAAAAUCCUCAAUUCCUCUCACCCUUUUAUGCCCAUCAAAAAGGGUGUUUUUAGCUUUAUUUGAUUGGGAUCAGUAGAUUUUGAGUAAGUUUCAGCAGUUGAAGACUCGAUGAAGCGGUUAAGUUUGGUUGCUUUUUGCCUCUUUUCUGUGUUCUUUCAUGUUGAAGCUCAAAUUGAUCCCCAAGAUUCUGAAAACAGUGCAUUUCAGCCAAGCCUUGGCUUUGUGAUAGGAAUUCUAGGAGUUAUGUUUCUGUUGACAUUUGUUCUCCUUCUCUAUGCAAAGUUCUGCCAUAGGAGAUCUGUCCGUGGGGAUAGCGUAAACCAUCCAGCACAAAUCAGAUCGAGCUCUCGGCAUUCCGGAAUCGACAAGACGGUGAUCGAGUCCCUUCCAUUCUUUAGAUUCUCCACACUGAAAGGAUCCAAAGAAGGGCUGGAAUGUGCAGUCUGCCUAUCGAAAUUCGAAGAUAUCGAAAUUCUCCGCUUGUUGCCAAAGUGCAAGCACGCGUUCCAUAUCAACUGCAUCGACCAUUGGCUCGAAAAACACGCUAGCUGUCCUCUUUGCAGGCAAAGAGUUGGCUCUGAGGACUUGAAGCUCUUCACUAGUUCAAGCAGCAUGAGGCUCCUAUUGAGCAAUCAAUCAGAGCUGAAACAAGACUCAAAUAUAGAGCUCUUUGUACAGAGAGAAGAAGAACAAGAACAAGAACAAGAACAGCAGCCCCAUGGCUCUUCAAGAUUCAGCAUUGGAAGAAGCUUCAGAAAGAUCCUAAAGAGUGAAAAGGAUGAGGAAAUGUUGAUACAGAAGGCCUGUGAUGGAGAUGAAAACAUGAAGAACCUACACAGACUUAAUCACAAGAUUAUCGUAUCCGAUUUCGUCUUCAUGAAUCGAUGGAGCAACGUCAGUUCGUCGGACCUUAUGUUCUUGAACAAAGAGAUGAUUGGUUCCAUUUCAAGCAGCAGAUUCACUUCCUUUGAAACAGACAUUGAGCAGUCAACGGCACCAAGAUCAAUGCAAAAUGAAGAAAUCUUGAAGAUCAAGGAGGAGAUGGAGAUAAAGAGAUCAUUUGACAGCAAAUUCAGCACAAUAAGCCAAAGUAACUCAGUUCCAAUUCUGGUAUUUCCUUCUACAUCAGAAUCUGCUGCAAAACCAUGUCAAACAGCAAGAAUUAACAGCCCAGAUGAGAGAAGAUCAGUUUCAGAAAUCACAGGCAUAUCAAGAUUUUGGGGUGACCUGGAUUUGAAGUUUAACACAAGAGUUGAAACUGGGGAGCCUUCUGAUCUGGGAAACAAUGGCAAGCAAGAAAGAAUGAGACAAAACUGGUACCCAAUUGCUAAGAGAACAGUCCAAUGGUUUGCCAACCGAGAAACAAGGUCUCAACCAGCUGAAAAUAGACUACAGACUGUAGAAACUGUAUAAAACCGUGCUUUCUUUUUAUUGUUCUUUCAUUAUAUUCCAUUGCAAUUUCUUUUACUUGGUCCGAAACCAUGGACUUUUAGUUUAGAUAGUCAAGACAUCGAUUUCUUUGAAAUGUUUCCAUACAAAUUUGAUCAGAUAUAUAAGGCAAACCCAAAUCAAAA
Molecule: messenger RNA, 1803 nt
Organism: Momordica charantia (bitter melon)
Lineage: Eukaryota; Viridiplantae; Streptophyta; Magnoliopsida; Cucurbitales; Cucurbitaceae
Product: E3 ubiquitin-protein ligase ATL42-like
Source: RefSeq, a predicted model, not a curated record